UGGAUGUUUACACAGUUGAUGGACAGCCGAACUUUUUGAUUACGUUUAGGUUGUAGGUAGUCGCCAUUUUGAUUUCCAAACCUGACUAUUUUUAUGUAUUUUUUUUCCCCAUUUGGUCCUUUGGACUCCUGAAUAAUAAUUUACACCGUGUCAACACAGCCCUCCCAGCAGCAGCAGAGCUAGCCGCUGAGUAACACGGCUGUGUAAAUGACAUUGCAGCCGGUGGAAAGGGUAGUAUCGUUAAGCUAACAGCGCAGCCCUGAAUAGGCUGCGAUGGGCCUCCGAGUGACCUGACAACCAAAGUCGCCGAGUUGCAGUUCAGCUUCCAGAUGUCCACAGAUUAAACAAUGGCUCAAAGGUUGCACAGUGUCUGUGAGGCAAAUGGCUCUUUAGCAAGAUCCAACUGAGUAUACUUCUCCUUGUCCAAAUCAGAGUGUAUGCUACGGUGACGUCAGUCAUGUUUUGGAAGUUUGAUUUACACACAUCUUCUCAUCUGGAGGCUUUACUGGACAAGGAGGAUGUCACUCUCGCUGAGCUCAUGGAUGAGGAGGAUGUGCUGCAGGAGUGCAAGGCCCAAAACAGGAGGCUUCUUGUGCUCUUGUGCCAAGACCAGAGCAUGCAGGAGCUGGUUCGACUGAUUACUACAGAGCCUCCUACUGGUGUAGAGGAGACAAAGCGCUUCAAGUAUCCAAAUAUAGCAUGUGAGCUGCUGACAAGUGAUGUGGGAGUGAUCAAUGAUAAGCUGGGUAAUGAGGAGCCACUCCUGGAAAGCCUGUAUGCCUUCCUGGAGCAGCCAUCCCCACUUAACCCCCUCCUGGCAUCCUUCUUUAGCAAAACUAUUGGGAACCUCAUCACACGGAAGACUGAGCAGGUGAUUAGUUUCCUGCAGAAGAAGGAUGGAUUUCUUUCCUUGGUCCUGAAGCAUAUUGACACGUCAGCCAUGAUGGAUGUGCUCCUACGCCUUAUCAGCUGUGUGGAGCCACCGCCUCUACGACUGGAGACACUUACUUGGCUGAAUGAACAAAAACUGGCCCAGAGACUCAUAGAGCUCAUUCACCCUGAGAGGGAUGAAGAGAGGCAGUCAAAUGCAUCGCAGACUUUGUGUGAUAUCAUUCGUCUGAGCAGAGACCAGGCCAGCCAGCUCCAAGAGAUUUCACAGCCUGACCCACUGCUGACUGUGCUUGAAUCGCAGGAGUGCGUGGAGCAGUUAUUGCAGAAUAUGUUCUCAGGAGAGAGAACUGAGAGCUGUAUCGUCAACGGGAUUCAGGUUCUUCUGACCUUACUGGAGAUCAGGAGGCCUGUGGUGGAUGGUGUAAUGGAUGCUCAGGGAUUUGAGAGAAGCUACACUGUUAACAGCAGUAUUUUGUUGGCCAUCCAGCCACACUUGAUACACUUCCACCAGCUACUUCUGGAGCCACCCAAGCGAGAGCCUAUGCUGACGACUUUGGGUGUGCUGGAGGAACCGCUGGGGAACACGCGUCUGCACGUAGCCAGACUAGUGGCUUCUCUGCUUUAUACCAGCUCUGCUAGCCACGCAGUCGUAGCACAGGAACUCUGCAGACUCAAUACACUGAACCUCCUUCUGGACCUGUUCUUCAAGUACACCUGGAACAACUUUCUGCAUCUCCAAGUGGAGCUUUGUGUUGCUGCUAUCGUCCGGCCCUGUGCCCACGAAAUGAGACUUCAGCCUGGCUUGGUUACCCAGGAAAAAGUCAAGCCUCAUCCAGAUGCAGCACCAGAACAGGAGUUGAACGAGACCCCGACUUCUGAACUAUCAGACAGAUCUGAAAACUCUGCUCAUAACCUAAUGGUGACUCAUUUGUUUCAGCACUGCCACCUCGUCCAAAGGAUUCUAGAGGCUUGGGAAGGAAAUGAUAAAAUUCAGUCAGAUCGUGGUAUGCGACGAGGCUACAUGGGGCAUCUGACCAGGAUCGCCAACACAGUGGUGCACAAUCUGGAGAAAGGCCCGGUUCACACCCAGAUCAGUAGCCUCAUUGCAGAGCUGCCAGAGGACUACAGAGGGCGCUGGGAAACCUUUGUAGAUCAAACGCUGUCUGAGACCAACAGAAAGAACACCAUAGACCUGGUUGGCACUGGCAACCCUCGUCCUUCCUCAGAGGAUGAUAUGGAGAGCCCCUUCCCCAAAGAACUGACAGUACAGCAGGCCUUUUCAGACUACCAGAUCCAGCAGAUGACAGCUAACUUUGUGGAUCAGUUUGGCUUUAAUGAUGAGGAGUUCACUGAUCAUGAUGACAGCAUUGGGGCAACUUUUGAUCGGAUUGCAGAGAUUAAUAUCAAUAUUGAUGCUGGCCAUGACAGUGCUAACACAGCUGUAUUUGAGGCUUGUUCCAAAGAGAGGAUUCAGCCCUUUGAUGAUGAGGAGGAGGACAUCUGGGAGGAGAAGGAGAUUAACUAUGCAACACAAGCCAAGUCCCGGAACAGGUUUGGUGGGUCACAGUCCUCCCAAAGCCAAGCAACCAGUAAGACCUGUGACAUGACAGAAACUUGUGAGAGCUCCAGCAGAGCAGCAGACUCAGACUCUGACGAGGGAGAAGACCCUAAAUAUGAUCUGGACCCUUUUGCAAGUCCGGACCAGACCGAGGCAACAACGAGCACUGGAUGGGUAGCAGACUUUGGAGAAGUGAAUUCAAAGGCUCCUGCAGCAGGAGCGGGCUUCUCAGCCUGGGACGCUCCAGUGUCUCAGCCAGCUGCAACAGAGGCCGAGGAGAAGGGAUGGGCCAAGUUCACAGACUUUCAGCCUUUUUGCUGCAGCUCUGAAACAGGCCCGAGAUGCAGCUCACCUGUGGACUCAGAGCUCAGUGGAUCAGACAUCCCCAAACCAAACCAAAACCCGUGUGUGUGGAGUGUUUGCGUGGCAAGGAAAGCACCACUAGUGGCAUCAGACAGCUCCUCCUCCAGCAGCUCCGACAGCGAUGAGGAAGAAAGAAAGACAGAAUCCACAUCCAGUGAGACGGUCACCACAGAGACCAUCACCACAGGUGCUGGCAAGGAGACCAUCCGGCUCACCGUUGACGCCAAAAAUGAGAGGGCAGUCUUCAGCAGAGUAUUCAGACCUGCAGUCAGACGCGACGUGCCAGUGGAAGGGCUCGCUAACGAUAAAGAAAGUGGCAAAGGUGAAAAAGGAAAGCAACAUGAGAACAGUUCCAGCCCAGUUACUGCUGAUUCGGCUAACCAGGCAGCUGCUGUUACACAAGAGAUGCAGUCCCCCGCUAAUGGACCGGCCUAACGAAGUGGUGCAGGAACACACUUCAUACCUGAUCAUUCAACACACAGCCACGCCACCUUUGCUUCCUGUUAGCAGUCCAUCAAUACCCUCGUUUGUGUCUAAAAGACGUGUAAGUGAAUGGAAGAUCCUUAGUGCAGAGCUCGAGCAGUAUUUAUAAUGGAUACCAGAAAUCAACACAUGGGUACUAGUGAUGUCUCUAAUGCGCCUUCAUGACAUCAUUAUAAAUGAACCGCUUCAAAAAGAAUUGUGUGUUUUAUAAAAAACAUUUCAUUGUGCCAGGCACACCAAAGGCAAACUGUGUUACAUACGAACUUUUUCAAGAUGAAUUUCUUUCCCGUUAAACUUGGAAAUGUAAACACCUUUAUCUGUCGGGAUCUACUGAUGUGCCAGCUGCACUUUUAAUGUUAAGAAAACACCCUAUUCUGAAAUUUGACAUUUUAUUAAAUUAAGCACCGGGAUUUCAGAUUAUUUGGGUCUGUCUGCUCUCCAGGUAUAAAUAUGGUCCAGUGGAUUUUUUUCUGUUUUCUAGGAGAGCAUUUGACUGUUUACACUUUAGUAACAAAAAGCAUUCAAAUAAUCAGCCAAGAUUACAGACGCCAAGAUGCUUGCAAAGCGCUAGCUAGCUGCCAUUUUGUGUACAACAUUUCAGUCUUCGUGCCGGGCAGACAGGUCAUUAUAGCAAAUAUGCGACUUAUCUGAUCAUUUCUCAGUCAAGUAAGUUUUUAUCUCCUUUGAUCACAUGACGCGCAAGUGCUCUCUAUUUGUUAGUUUGGAGCAUUGGAUUUGGGGGCCUCGCGUGUGUCACUUCCUCCUCCUGAAAGAUUCAAGUAGUUUAGGGGUACGUGUGUGCCGGCGUGUGUGUUUGAGCUCUGUCUGAGGUACAGAGUACGUUUCUCAGGUCAAAGGAGAGGUAUGCAGAUAGAAAGAAAGCACACCUGUGUAACACACACGCAGACACACAGUGCCAUACACACACAAGUGUACACAACCAUAUCUAGAUGCAAAAAAAAAAGGAAAAAAAUGGCAGCCCACGUAUAAGUUCAUACCACCCUCAGAGCUGUUUAAAUGUAAUAUUGUGAAAUUUGAACCUGUAUUAGGUUGUGGCUCUUCUUGGUAAUCUGUAAACGUAAUAUAAAUGUAAACAGUAUAUAUAUAAACAUCAUAUCUAUUUUUGGAAUAAAUCCAGUGUACGGCAAGGCGGUUGUUUUGCAGGUUGCGAUGUGUGUAUCGUAUGUGUGUCGUACUGUCGAAAUGAGGCAAUAAUGAUGUCUGUGUUUCGGUUAAUAGGCCAGCAUCAGUUCAUGUUUCUUUGCUACAUGCUUCCUACAUGGCAGUUUAGGAGUGUGCAUGCUGUGAAUACGAGUUGGUCGUCUACGGUACGUCUUCCAUUUUGUUUAUUUUGAGGAUGAUUCUUGUUAAUGACAACUUGGGUCUUUUUUUUUUUCUUUAUUUCCACCCUGUAUCAAUUUUAAACCCAUUUUGCAUAAUUUAAAUAGUCAAAUUCAGGGGGAAAAUUAUGAUAAACAAUAAAAUAGUCCAUGUACUGCUUUUUGAUCAUAUCGUUUGUGUACGCAUGUGUUUCCACUGUAACAACGGUGAUUAAUUUAAACUGGAUCUGAACAAAUGUGUUUGUUAGAGCAAUAAUAAAUCAACAGAAGCACAUUAGGCACAGGUUUUUAUAAUCGGUAAAUUAAUGUUGCCUAAUUUAGCUGCUCCAUUUCCUGCUUUAACUUCAUUUUGGAUUUUCAAAAGACCGGUCAGACCAAAACACUUAAAUUUACUUGGCAGAUUAGAGGUGCCCAGUGGAGUUUACUUACAAAGGAAAUAUUGUGACCUCAGGUGUCAUUCACCAAAACCCAUUGUUCUCUAAGAAACGUCUGGAGUGCAUUUCCUUUUGCAAUGCUAAUUCAUUGGUAGAUAUUUCAAAUCCAGCAUUGUUUACGUUCUUGCUUACUUGGUAGCAGUCUUGUUCUUCCUGUCGAUCAGUGUAGUGUCUGCAGCCACUUGCAGGAAUGUGUAACAUUACUCACAUUCUUGCACAAGUGGAGCAAUGGCAAGACGCAGAAAAAGGUGCGAUAGAACUGCUAGAGGCCGAGAAUUCCGGGGGGGGGAACUUGAGUCGGUAAUGAAAGUCAACAUUAGUUGCAGCAACACCAUCAGUGCUCACUGAGGUGGCACGCCAUUAAGUUAGCUGUCUGAUCUUUCCUGCUUCAUCAAAUCUAUGCUUGUUAUAAACAGUUAACCGGUUUAAUCCAGUCUGGUCAUAAUCAGAUUACAUUAAACAACACAAUACGUAAGAAAACGUGACCCAAGUUGUACUGAAUUAUCCUUUAAAAUCUGUGUGUGCCAGACAGUCAUCCUUUACGUCAUCUUUCUCCUCGUCUCUCUCUUUCUCAGGGUAGGAGUCGAAUUAAAUUGCAUUUACCUAUGGAACGAUUCUCUGAGAUUGUUGUAUUUAUUUUAAAAGCACUUUUUCAAGAAGCACUUUUUGGUUUUUGGUUUUUUAAUUUGGUGGCGCUAAGCGCCCCUACGUAAUUCCCUCCCUCAGAGCGAUGGGAAUGUUUGACUUGACGAGUGAAUCACGUAGACACUUUAGAAUAUCUUUUUGUUGUUGUUUUUUCUUCAAUGCUUUCUGCCAAAGUGUGUCUUCCCACCAGUGUACAACUGGGUUUCAUAUCUGUGAAGUAGCCUCUUUUCUUGCAGUGGUCUUAGAGGUGUAGAUUUAUCUGAAGCAGCCUUUGUUUGAUCCAUUGCUCAUGUUUUUUUUUUUCUUUGUGAAUCAUGUGAUGGAGUUAUUAGCUGGAGAAGAGAAUGCCACAAGUCAAAGAAAGACUUUGAAGAUUCGUCUUAGAUCACAGCUCUUUCUUCCUCCUCUGCUUUCAUCUGUUCACCGCUUUGAGCCAUUUGAAGUGAAACUGCACAGAGCUAGCACCGCUUCGUUGUCAGGGUUAAAAGAGGAAAAAUAGGGCUGCGUUUGUCAGGGUUGUUCACAUGGUCAGAAUAUGGCAUCCCACCCGUCACUAAGCCUAAGCAGUGCUUCUGGCCUAUACCAUUUGUGUGUAUGUGUAUUUAAUGCGUGUUUGUGUGCCCCCUUCAGUUUGAGUGUUUUAGCUACGGGUAUGUUGUCACAUUAUGCAUAAUGGUACGUUGCAUUCAUCUCUAAGUGCCAUUAAGUUUGCACAUUAGCCUCGUUCACCUCUUUUUGGGCAUUCGCUGUAUUGCACAGUGUGUGCCCCGAACUUUAUUGAGAAACAAUGGGUGUGAAGUUGUUACUUACCAAUUACUUAUUAUUUACACUGAGACCAUUUCAAAGUUUUUUUCUCACAUUAUAGCUUAUUAUUAUAUUAGGGCAUGUGUGUGCAGAUGUGUGGGGGAGUGGUGGGAAAAACAGCCGUGUGGUUAAAUGCCUUUUUUUGUAAAGCGGACUGAUGCUGGUGUCUUUGUUUUUGGGUUCUUUUUUUCAUUUAGAGUAAUGUGUCUGUUACCUGUUGUCAAUUUAGCUUGUACAUUCAGAUAUGAACCUAAUAAAUAUGUCAAAGAUAAA
Maylandia zebra (zebra mbuna) is the source of this 6791-nucleotide messenger RNA. It is a transcript of the gene ppp6r2b, whose product is annotated as protein phosphatase 6, regulatory subunit 2b. Gene Ontology annotation, molecular function: protein phosphatase regulator activity; protein phosphatase binding. NCBI's taxonomy places the organism in Eukaryota, Metazoa, Chordata, Actinopteri, Cichliformes, Cichlidae. The record is from RefSeq and is a predicted model, not a curated record. Gene Ontology annotation, cellular component: cytosol; nucleus.